AUGGAUAAAGGCUUUGAUCCUUCGUCAUUGAAAGUUAAUGAUUUGCGUGAUGAAUUACGUCGUCGUGGCCUCAAUCCGCUAGGAGUUAAGUCAGUGCUUCUAAAGCGUCUUUCUGAAGCACUAACCAAAGAAGACAAAACAUUGGAAGACUUCGCGAAAUCUCUUGCUGAAGUCAAAAGCCCUAAUAAAAAUGUCGCAGCUGCUGAGGCAGAUAGUGUGGUUUCUACUGAAGAAGCAUCAUUGAUUCCUGCUAAUGGUGACUCAGCAGUGGACGAAAAAGAAGGUGGAGAUUCUUCUAAUGAUAUCUCAAAACCUGAAGAGGAGAAAAUUGAGGAUGAUUCCAACUUUGAUACUUCUGCUCAACAACCGGAUUCCUCUGCCGAUAUUGCAGCUGAUGCUAACAAAGAUCCCCAGAACCCCGAUUUUACCAACGAACCUGCGAUCGAAAAGGCUACCGAAGAAAGCAAUGAUGAAUCAAAGGACGAGUCAUCGGAACAAAGACCGAAAUCCGAUAAUGAAUCUUCACAUAAGCAAUAUGCUACUGAAAAAACCACGGAUGAUCAGUCUUCCGAGAGGCAUCGUGGCCACUCUAGAGAAAAGGAUAGAACCUCUCGGGAUCGUUCGAGAGAGAGAAGGCGCCAUUAUUCUAGAGAUAGAUCACCAAGAGGCGGUCGAGACAGGUCAUCGGACCGAGAAAGACGCAGAUCACCUAGAAGGACUCGUGAAAGUAGUCUUACUGUUGAUGAUGAAAUCGAUGGUUGGGAAAACCGAGAGGAUGUUUUUCUUGAUUUUUAUAACUCCGACUUGAGUUUGGUUAUUAACCAGGAUUGCUAUUCUGCAAAACCAAUGACAGAUGAGGGUUUUGCUCUCAUGUGGGCAGGAACCCGUGCAAAUUACGGUGUUAAGAGUGGGAAAACCUUUUUUGAAGUUAAGAUUGUCAAGGAACUUUUCAUUGAUUCUACCGACGAAUCCAUAGACGAUGUAACUCAUGUUCUUCGAGUUGGUUGGUCAAUGGAUAAAUCUGGUUUAACCCUUGGUGAAGAAUUAAAUUCCUUUGGAUACGGAGGUACAGGAAAGAAAUCUACUGAUGGGAAGUUUGAGGAUUAUGGAUCUCCUUUCAAAGAAGGGGAUGUUGUCGGGGCAUUUUUGGAAUUCACAGAUUCAGAAGUUAUAAUGACUUUCUCUGUCAAUGGCACUAACCAAGGAGAAUGUUUCCGAUUUGAGAAGUCAUCAGUGGGUGAAAAUGCCGCCUUUUUCCCACAUGUCUAUGUUAAGAAUGUGGAAUUUUCCGUUAAUUUCGGUCAAAAUGAUCAACCUGCUUGGUUCCCUCCUGAAGACGAUAAUUUUGUGUUGAUUGGAACUGUUCCUGUGGAGGAGAGAGUUCGUGGUUUGCUGCCACCUGCUAAGAAGGAAGAUUGUGAAGUUAUCAUGAUGAUUGGUUUACCUGGCUGUGGGAAAACUUACUAUUCUUUGAAUUUACUGAAAGAUAAUCCAGAAAAAUACUUCAAUGUUCUCGGUACAAAUCUUAUCCUGGACAAGAUGAAAGUGAUGGGUUUGUCGAGGAAGAGAAACUACUCCGGACGCUGGGAUGUGCUAAUCAAUAAAGCUACCCAGUGUCUUAAUAAGAUCAUAUCGAUUGCGUGCAAACGCAAGCGCAAUUACAUUCUCGAUCAGUUAUCAGCUUUGGGAUUUCUCUCAACUGGACUAAUUUUCCCCCUAUUUCCGCUCAUUGGUCGGGUCGGGAUCGAACAGACAAAUGUCUUUCCAUCAGCACAACGUCGGAAAAUGCGCCCUUUUGAUGGAUUUCAACGCAAGGCAAUUGUAAUCGUACCGACGGAUGAUGAAUUCAAAAGGCGCAUUGAACAGCGUACCAAAGAAGAGGGAAAAGAAGUUCCCGAAAAGGCUGUACUCGAAAUGAAAGCUAAUUUUGAGAUCCCAAAACCUGUUUCCGAUGAUCCUGCAAGCAUGUUUGACGAAGUAAUUUUCACUGAAUUACAACGUGAGGAAGCAGAGAAGCUGGUAAAGGAGUACAAUGUGGAGGGUAAAGCUAGUCGAAGUCAAGAUAGACGUUCAAGGGCUGACUCGCCUGAGCAUUCAAGUUACCAUUCAAGAAGUCAUCGUGAUGAUAGACAUCGCGAUAGCCGAUCACGUUAUGACAGCUAUAGUCGAUCAUCAGGUCGUGGGGAUUAUGACCGUAGAGAAUCUCGUGGCAUGCGAUUCGACUAUCGAGGUGAUCGGGGAGAUGAUAGGGGUCGUUUCGGUUCACGAUAUCGUGAUGAUUUUGGCCGUGGUGGUCGUGAUAGUGGUCGUUUUGGCGGCGUUCGCUACGACAAUGAGUUAGAUUACCGUAGGGGCCCUCCUGGUGGUGGUUUUCAGCGUAAUCCUCGUGGGGGUGGCCCUUAUAGUGGUUCUGCAUUUUCUCGUCCACCAUUUCCCCCUGGUGGACUCCAGUACGGUGGCCCACCAUCCUACGGUCCUCCAAGUGAUUCUUACAAUCGGGGUGGAUACAGUCGUGGAGGUCCUGAUUCCUAUCCGAGAGGUGGACGUGGUGGCUAUGGCGGAAAUUAUGGUCCUGGUAGUGGCUAUGGUUACUAUCAACCCGGCGAAAGACGACGAUUUGAUGAUUCGGACAGUGCCGACCCUUCUACUGGACCUCCGCCUUCAAAACAACCUGCUUUUAGCUCUGAUUUCCGCAGUGGUGGUGGUUACCAAGGCGAUAGUUAUCGUGGAGGUUUUCGUGGAGGUCGAGGAAGUAGUGAUAAGGGUUCCUUCUCUCAACCUGCUAUUGGUGGCGGUUAUGGCUACACUUAUGGGUCAUCUUAUCCACCAUCAGCCCCCCAAUCGAAAGGUGGAGAUAGUUCGACCCCUGGUAGAUAUCCUCCAGGAGGUCGUGCUGAUGAAUUUCAAUCGAAGUCAUUAGGACCCUAUGCUGGCAGUGGAUCGAAGCCAUCUAGGUUUAGCUCAGCUACGGGAGAAGCAGAUAAAUCUAUCCCCAAGCCCCAAGAUUCACCUGGUUCGCGAUUCAGGUCUUCAGCUUAUCAAGGAUUUGAUGGUGGAAAAGAGAGUGGCCAACCAUCUCGUUCACGUUUUGAUCAGCCUAGUCAACAAAGUCAGGGUCCCUAUGGUUUAGGAGGAACUUUUGGUCAGCCUGGUGUUGGUAGGCGGUCAGGAUCUACUGGCGCUACAACUCAAGGUUAUGCUUAUGGGCAGGGUUAUGGUGGCGAAUUUGGCAAUCGUGGUUCAGCACCAUCUCAACAACAAUCGCAAAAGGCCCCACAAACAGGCUACGGCAGUGAAUUCGUUGCUCGUGGUUCCAAUCCUCCACCAUCUCAAUCUCUAAAACCGCAACAAGGAGGCUAUGGUGGUGGUUUUGGUAAUACCCUUUAUGGUCGUCAGCAGCAACAAUCUGGUGAAUCUUCGCAGAGAUUUUCCAAGGGUUUCGGUAGUGGUGAUCAAUCUGGCGGUGCUGGUAGUUACAAUAAGCCUGGUCAGCAACAGAGCUACGGUACUGAUGUUUAUGGCCAACGUAGUGCUACCGGCCCUGGAACAAAUCCUAGCGCUCCUAAAUUCCAACAGGGCUAUUAUCAAGGAUAUGGAAGCGCUGCUGCUCAGUCUACAGGCGGUACUUCUGGUAAACCAGGUCAACAGCAGAUAACCUAUAUCGCUUGUUAUUGUUUCAGCAAAGUUACGCAGGCAGCAGUAUUUACGGGCAACAAAGCGGAGCGCAGUCUACUCAAGGCCAAUCAUUUACUCAAUUUGGUAUUAGCAAAUACUGAACUGGUUCAACUUCCGAUUGUGUUGCUAUCUGAUGUCCUGCCUAUUGAGGGCUAUUCAGUGUACGGACAACAAGGGGGUGCUGCCCUUGGAGCACCUCAACAAUACCAACAGCAGAGGUAUGGUGGUGAUAGCAGCAGUGCAAAUGCUUCAGCAAGCUCCAGAGGUAGUGCUUAUGGCCAGCAGUCUACAUCUCAAUCAAAACUUGAUCCAAGGAGCUACGAUUAUUCCCCUCUCUUCGGAUCUGUAAACUACAUCUAUGGGGAAAAUUUGGAUAGUCAAUUAAACACAAUCCCGAAACCUCUGGCGCCCGCUACUAUUCCAGGGGCAGGUGCAGGGGGCAAUUCCUUUUAUGCUGCUGCUCUGAGUGCUACCGCAAAAGGCACUCCAGCCGCUACUGGAUCCAGUGCUUACGGUUCUGCUGCCGGACAACCAGCUCAGCAACAGCAGAUGCCGACGUCUGCUUAUGGAUUUGGAGGAGCCGCUGGUUUCUAUGGUGGUGCUGCGGGAGCUGGCGCCCAAGCUUCCUGGCAUUCUUAUGAAGGAGUUGCUCCUGGUGGACAAACGGGUGGCACUGGGUCCUCUAGUGGUACCUCCCAGACUCAACAAGGUUAUGGCUAUGGACAGCGCUAA
Messenger RNA from Rodentolepis nana, 4407 nucleotides. The record is from the annotation of a GenBank genome assembly. NCBI's taxonomy places the organism in Eukaryota, Metazoa, Platyhelminthes, Cestoda, Cyclophyllidea, Hymenolepididae.